Messenger RNA from Aspergillus caelatus, 429 nucleotides. RefSeq lists its product as uncharacterized. NCBI's taxonomy places the organism in Eukaryota, Fungi, Ascomycota, Eurotiomycetes, Eurotiales, Aspergillaceae. The coding region runs from base 1 to 429 and encodes 142 amino acids. The transcript has 3 exons. The record is from RefSeq and is a predicted model, not a curated record.
AUGAUGACGCUGCUGAAGAUGAAAGGAAAAGAAAGGGCCAGACCACCACUUACCUGUACGUUUUCUAUUCUUGUUGCCUGGAAAAAAAGUUCCCAAGUCGCAUUCCCCCAGUCCCAACAGUGUGGUCUUAUCGAAGGACGUUUCGUUAUCGAUCUCCAGGGGGGUAGGAGGAUCUACACCGGCCUUUCUUGUUGGUAUUUUUUGCUUUUUCCCCUGCAGUGGAUUGUGUUUUGGGAUUGUUCUGUUCGUGUCUUUUCCCAAGAAGUUGGGGAAGGAUUGCUUUUGUUGAAUUUGGUUAUUUUACAAAACUUUGCUUUUGUGAACAGGAAACUUCACGCCCCCGUUCAAUCUUCCACCGUCGUGAUUGGUUCACACGUCACCAACAGCGCCUCUUCGGUCGGUGCUGAUUCGUUCCGUACUCGUUCCUAA